Molecule: messenger RNA, 2859 nt
Organism: Plasmodium coatneyi
Lineage: Eukaryota; Apicomplexa; Aconoidasida; Haemosporida; Plasmodiidae
Product: DNA-directed DNA polymerase
Exons: 1
Coding region: 1-2859 (952 amino acids)
Molecular function (GO): nucleic acid binding; ATP binding
Source: RefSeq, a predicted model, not a curated record
AUGAACGUGAAUUGGAUCACACACCUCCAAAAUCUGCUAGACAAGAAAGGUAGCCAUGAAAUCAGCGACCACGGGAAAGUGAGGAAGACGGAAAGCAAGGUAAACAAGCAGCAUGGUAGCCAGCAGGGGUGUAGGCCCCCCUUGAGUAGGCAACAUGGGGGAGGAGACCAUUUGGGGAGCACCCCGCAGGGCAACUACCAACAGUUAAACGCGUAUUGUAUAAAUAGAGCCAUCGUAGAAAACUACGAAAGGGAAAACAUAAAGGAGUUAUAUCCGUGGCAGGCAGAAUGUCUAAAUCAGCUAAAAACGGUUAAAUGGAAUGAAGGGGAAAGUUUCAUUUUCGUGGCUCCAACGUCAGGUGGUAAAACGCUUGUUGCUGAAAUUUUUGCCUUCGAGCAGAUGCACAGAACGGAAAAGACUUUUUUUUUAUUUCCGCUAAAUUCGCUAAUAAAUGAGAAGAUGAGUUAUUUCCAGAAGCUGUGCAGCGGGACGAACAUAAAAGUGGGUAGUGCGUUUUCGGAAAAUGACAUCGUGUUGUGUACCUACGAGAGGAUGAACAAUUUUCUGAACAGGAAUUAUUUGGAGGGUCAACAGGAGGGGGCGGACAGUCAGACGGAUCAUCAGAUGGAUCAUCAGAUGGAUCGUCAGAUUGAUCGUCAGAUGGGUGUAGACAAAUGGUCACCCCAAGGGGUUAGUAGCACCCCGGGGAAACACUCCCCCCAGAACUACAUCGUCGUGAUAGACGAGUUCCACCUGAUCAGCGAAAAGGGAAGAGGAAUAUACAUCGAGAAUAUUAUUUCAAAAAUUUUGUUCCUGAAUAGAAAGCAAGCAAAGAUAAAGGUCAUUUGCAUGAGUGGCACUAUUAAUAAUUUCCCCACGUUGAAAAAAUGGAUGAACGCGAAAAUAUAUGUUUCGCCUUAUAGACGUCCCCAGGAGAUAACAGAGCAUUACAUUUGCAACUGUGGUGUGUAUCGAAAGGAGAAGGAAGGGUGUCCCUUUUCCUACCUCUGCAAUGUGCAUGAUUUUUAUGAAACCUGGGAGGAUAAGUCUAAUGAAGGGAAGUUACGAUGCGUGUACAAUGUAGGAAAUGUUGGCAACUUCAAGAGGUGCAACCUGAGCGAAGAUGUAACUACGUUCUACCAAAAUACGAGAAAUAACAUUGCUCAUUUUCUGAAGGUGAGGAACCUCUCCCUGAACAACAACCUGAUCAAUUCGCUUCUCUUUUUCUCCCUACACAGUCGAGUGAAUAAGUUGAACACCCUUAUCUUCUGCUCGACGAGGAAGAAUUGCGAAGUUUAUGUGAGGUUGAUUAAUCAGUACUUUAGUGCCUUCCCUGUGGAUGAUACACCGAGGGAAGUGCAACUGGAAAGGGAUAAACUGAAUGAAAAAAUUCGCCAACUGGAUGAAUACGCAUACAGUAGCAUGAGCAGGUUGGUGUCUAACGGGAUCUGCUACUACUACAGCGACAUUGCAAAUUCUAUUAAGCGGUUAAUUGAGGUGGCCUACAAGGAGAAGACGCUCUUCCUGCUCACCUGCACGUCGACUCUCUCCGUUGGGUUGAACCUGUUUGUGGAUCGGGUUCUAAUAUCGUCCCCCUUCAUCGCGCAGAAUUUUCUAAGCGUGACACAGUAUAAGCAGAUGAUCGGCAGGGCGGCGAGGCAGAACAAGGGGGACUCCUUCCUCCUCGUGGAAAAGAAGCAUGAAAAAAAGAUUCUCGAAAUAUUUCAGGAGAACUGCACGAACAUUACCAGCACCAUGAACAUAAACGAUGGGGCUUCACUCGACGCAAUGGAAAAGUACAUAGUUGAGUUUCUCUGUCUGCUGGAUGAACGCCCCGUGUCUGUGAGGGAUGUGGUUGCCAUGCUGUCUUUCUCGCUCUGCUUUGCCGAGGUGGCCCUCUCGAGGGCGGUGCCGCCGAAGGAAUUUCCGCCGAAGGAAUUUCCGCCGAAGGCUUCUUCCCCCCGUCAGUCGGUUGGUCAAUCGGUUGGUCAGUCGGCUCGACAAUCUGCUGGGAAUACCCCCCAGAAUGAGCUUCUCCGCUCCACAAACGCGGAGGUGGAGAGUUGUUUCCCCCUCGAAGUGGACGAAGAAAACUUCACCCCCUAUGAACGCAUCUUUUACGAAGCGAAGAAGGAGCAAAUACACGGCGUCAUAAAUGUGCUCAUCCGUCACAAGUGCAUUCAGGUGGAAAAGAACGGAAGGAAAUUCCGCCCCACCAAAUUUUUAAAAUCUCUCUGUAUAAGCAAUUUCAGUGUAUCCAUCGGGUAUGAAUUGUUAUCUGAAGUGAAGAAGUAUGACCGGUUGUACCUUUUCAAUUACAGCUUUCAUCUGUGCUAUAUUUGCUCCCCACAUAAUUUGAAUAUAGCUUCUUUUUCCUACUACCUCCCUUUUUUGAAAAAUCUCAUCACCAUGAUGUGUUCAGACAAUUAUACAAAACAUAUCAUUUUUCACGUUCUACAAUUUGACAGUGAUAUUAUUAAUAUGCUCUCUUUGAAAAAUCAGAAUAAUUUUUUUUUGGGAAAAAAGAAGAAGAAAUUUUUUGACGAUGAUAAAUUGGAGAGGAAACACAACAAGUUGUAUUUGUCCAUUUUUCUCUUCCUCUACAUGAAGGGGACAACGUGUUCCGUUCUAUGCUCCCUUUUUAGAAUAACGAAGGAUGUGUUUCAGACCGUUUUGCAACACAUAUACAUGUACAUGCAUAUUUUAAUUUCCUUUUUUGACCGACUGGAUGAGUGGAUCAUCUCCAGUUUUUUGAGGAAGUUUCUUGAAAACUUUAAGGAGUGUAAAGUCACUUUGGAGGAGGACAGAACCGCGCACGAGGGGAAAUUCAGGCGGGUCAAGCGCAAGAACGAGGCGUAG